Molecule: messenger RNA, 1099 nt
Organism: Physcomitrium patens
Lineage: Eukaryota; Viridiplantae; Streptophyta; Bryopsida; Funariales; Funariaceae
Source: RefSeq, a predicted model, not a curated record
UGAAACAGGAGAAGGAAGAAGUUGUGUGAAGACAAGAGCGAGACAGAGACAGGAACGGGAGAGAGACGUAGAGAGCAACCUUGGGAUUGCUGAGGUGUUGUGUUUUCGCACACCCUCAUCGUUACCCGAGAACUCACAUUGGAAGUGCAGAUUCAAGCAAAAGCCUGAAGACCUCGGGACCUUUGAGCUUAAUUUUCUUUUCGUCCUCGAAAAUGGAAUUGUGCAGUGGAUUUACACCUCGUCACAGUUCUAGCCCCGUCCAAACGAUGCAAUUGUCGAGGAGGCCUUGUGAUAGUUUCGUUGCAAGGGCUUCGUCUGUAAAUUUUCAUGUGGAUGCGCCCACAGCAGUGAACUUCGGGAAAAUUCUUGGGGUAAACCCGAGCGCUAGCAAAUCGGAAUUGAAGGCUGCGUACCGGAAGUUGGCUUUGCGAUUCCAUCCCGAUGUUUGUAAGUCUGGUGAUAAGAGCGAGGUUGAUUUCAUGGAAGUGAAUAGGGCUUACGAGUCCCUCAUGGCAAUCGCAUCCUCGGGCAACCAAGUCCAACAAGGAUAUGUGUAUUCCUCAUACGACGGCGAAUCAUCCGCGUACAAUGGGUUCGAGGCGGCCAAGUCUGCAUCCGCCGGACAGGAAGAUGAUCCAUGGGCGUCUUUCUUGCAGAGUCUAGUGAAUGGUACUCACGAGGAGCUUCGGGAAGAUUACUCAAAUUAUUACAGUAACUUGAAACAAUACUCUAAAGCCAGCCGCAACAAAAGAUAUCAAUACUAUCAAGGGAACUGGUAGCUUGUCACGACCAGACGCUAACUCGGAUUGGAGCAAAAUUUUAUUAUCUCAAGAAUUCUUGAGCAUUCUUUUGGGUGAGCAGUGUUGUGAUGGCAACACUACGGAUUUAACUUUCAAAAAAAGAGAUCCAGUGUUGGCAUCAUCUGCUCGAUCCUCCUCUAACUAGAGAACUUUAGCGAUAGAGCAAAAUUAUUAUUUUGAUAGGAGUCCAUGAGGUUGAAACGGAACCACCUUUGCAACCGCAAGCACCGUGUUGCUACUGUACUUUAGUCCUUCUCAAUCUACUGGACAUUGUCCUUGGAACAAUUUUUUGCGUCAAA